AUGAGUCAAGAAGACAUCAACGACACAUUCCAUUUCUACGAUACAAUCGGAGAUGGAAAAAUCGCAGCUUCUCAACUUCCAAAUGCUCUUCGAGCACUUAUGCUAAAUCCAACUGAAGAAUCGAUCAAUAAAAUGACGAAACAAUGGGAGAAAAAACCGGAUACACGGAUUUCGAUUCAAGAAUUUAUGCCGAUUUUUCAGGUAUACUCAUGUUUGCGCUCAAAAUGCUCCAAAUUUCCCCCGGAAAAUGAAAUUUCCACUUUCUAUGUGGAAUUCGGAGCAUUUUGAGCCAAAAAACUGAACUUUUCAGGCAAUGUCGAAGGAAUGUGGAAGAUCCACUUCUUUGCAAGAAUUCCAAACACUUUUGUCGCAUUUUGAUCGAGAGGGAAAUGGUUUUAUUACGUUGGCCGAGUUGAGAGGAAUGUUGAGCAAUACUGGUGAGUUUGGGCUCAGAAUGCUCCAAAUUCUUAGCUGAAAAUGGGAUUUCUGAAUUCCACGUGGAAUUUGGAGCAUUUUGAGUCCAAACUUGAUUAUUUUAAUUUUAAAUUUGAAGAGCUAUAAAGAGCCCAAACAAGAUUUCAGAAAUUUUCAGAUUUUGGCUGAAAAUCGAGCCCAAAUAUACUCGUGUUUGAGCUCAAAAUGCUCCAAAUUUCGAGCUACAAAUCAGAUUUCCAGGCGAAAAGCUGACAAGCCGUGAAGUCGAUUCUCUCCUUUUCGGCGUCGAAGAGAUCGACGGAAAGAUCAAAAUCGAUGAUUUUCUUCAAAAACACAUGCAAAUUAAGUAA
Molecule: messenger RNA, 785 nt
Organism: Caenorhabditis angaria
Lineage: Eukaryota; Metazoa; Nematoda; Chromadorea; Rhabditida; Rhabditidae
Source: the annotation of a GenBank genome assembly